Staurois parvus is the source of this 1107-nucleotide messenger RNA. Lineage: Eukaryota; Metazoa; Chordata; Amphibia; Anura; Ranidae. The record is from the annotation of a GenBank genome assembly.
AUGCUCGUCAGGCAUCGAAGGAUUCACACAGGGGAGAAGCCAUAUUCAUGUUCUGAGUGCGGGCAGAAAUAUCACACGGGGGAAAAGCCGCAUUCUUGCUCAGAAUGCGGGAAGCGCUUUGCAUUGAAAUCGACCUUGGUUUAUCACCAGCGCACUCACACAGGAGAAAAGCCUUUUUCCUGUGCUUUGUGCGGAAGGGGCUUUGUCCGCAAGCACGAUGUCAUCAGCCACCAGAGGACUCACACAGGGCUAAAGCCGUACUCUUGUUCGGAAUGUGGGAGAUGCUUUAUACGAAGGCAGGAAGUCAUCAUCCAUGAAAGAACUCACGAAGGGCAGAAGCCAUUUUUCUGCGCGGAUUGCGGGAGGUGCUUCACGACCAAGAAAUACCUCGUUAAACAUCAGCGUGCCCACACAGAUCAAAAACCGUAUUUUUGCCACGAGUGCGGCAAGCAGUUUGCAGAGGCGUCAAAGUUCCUGAAGCAUGAGAAAGCUCACAGGAUAAAAAGGGCGUUCAUGUGUUCCCACUGCGGAAGAAGCUUUCCAGAUAAAACCUACUUAGAUCAACAUGAAAUCAUGCACGCAGACGAGAAGCCACAUUCGUGUUCGGAAUGCGGCAAAUCCUUUUCCUACAGGGCCUUUCUCGUCCGGCAUCAGAGGAGGCACUCGGGAGAGAAGCCGUAUUCAUGUCUUGAGUGUGGGAAACGUGUCACUACAAAGUCUUCUCUCAUCAAACAUCAGCGCACGCACACGGACCAGAAGCCUUACUCUUGUGCUGAGUGCGGGAAGUGUUUUUCUCAGGCGUCAAAGGUCAUUAGCCACGAGAAAACUCACACAGCUGAAAAGCCGCACACGUGUUCGGAGUGUGGGAAAUCCUUCACUUAUAAGGCCUUUCUCAUCCGGCAUCAGAGAACGCACACGGGGGGAAAAGCCCUAUUCAUGCUCUGUGUGCGGGAAAUGUUUCGCCCAAAAAUCAAAUCUCGCCGUGCAUGCAAGGACUCACACAGGGGUGAAGCCAUUCUUAUGUCUGCAGUGCGGGGAGUGUUUCGUGAGGAAGUCAAGACUUAUCGCACAUCAGCAUUUGCAUACUGGUUGCAACUAGUUACAUAG